AUGAACGACACAUGCUCUGGUGCGCUAGAAUACAAGAAAAACGUUCAGCUGAAUAUCGUACUAGCCAUCCAUGUUCUCAUCUCCGUGGGCGGUGUGGUCACUAAUGUUCUUUUCGUCAGACACUGGAGACGUGGUUUAUUUUUCCACAAGAAUUCUCAGGUGCUGAUUUGGACAAUAGUCAUACUCAACCUUCUUCAUUCAUUCUUACUUGGAAUGGGAGAGGGAGUUCACUUAUUUCAACACUACGUUGUGCAAGAUACAUGCAAUGCCUUGGUUUCCACAGUUUUCUGCUAUGUUGUGCGCAUGCCAACAUUGAUGUGCGCUGCUGCACAAGCUCUUGUUCACCUAUCCAUAGUGACAGAAAGAGCGAUAGCACUGAAACGUAUAAAAACAUACGAGAAACGAAAAUCUUCAAUUGGAUUGGUACUAGCGGUCGCUUCGGUUUCAAUUUCGGUUGGAAUGGCAGCGUACACUUUCAAAAAUUAUCCCAUGUUUGAGAAAACAUCAUAUUGCAAAGUUGCAACUAGCCAGACUAUAUUACAAAUCAUCGAAUUCAGCUGUUCUGUACUAUUUCUGGAAGCUGUCAUCAUCGUUUCAUUUUGUUGCGUUUACUGCCUCAAUUCGAAGGGGAGACUAUCCCCGUCUACACAUUUCUAUCGCCAAUGCUGCUGUGGUGGUGCUUGA
Messenger RNA from Cylicocyclus nassatus, 684 nucleotides. The record is from the annotation of a GenBank genome assembly. Lineage: Eukaryota; Metazoa; Nematoda; Chromadorea; Rhabditida; Strongylidae.